This is a messenger RNA of Pungitius pungitius (ninespine stickleback), 1830 nucleotides long. It is a transcript of the gene epyc, whose product is annotated as epiphycan. Gene Ontology annotation, molecular function: protein binding. The record is from RefSeq and is a predicted model, not a curated record. Bases 245 to 1297 code for a protein of 350 amino acids. NCBI's taxonomy places the organism in Eukaryota, Metazoa, Chordata, Actinopteri, Perciformes, Gasterosteidae. Gene Ontology annotation, biological process: bone development; articular cartilage development. Gene Ontology annotation, cellular component: extracellular matrix. The transcript is spliced from 9 exons.
CAGCCUUGGGGGAUUCAAACCAACAAUAUUACGAGUCUAACCGGGCUCAGCAACCACUCAACUCUGUAUUGGAGAAACAGAACCGAAGCGCACCUGGCUGCAUGCGGACCAUUUACACCACCCGAAGGAGCCGCAAGGCACCCUGCGCGACCUCUCACCAUUGGCCAAGUCCCGGAGCCCUCAGCAUCUCCAUCACGGCUGCAGGGGCCAUUCGGGAAAGCAGGAGACAGAGGUGGACAACAGUAUGACGAUGCUUGUGCGGCUCGUGUUGGGACUCUUGGUCCUCAAAGCAGUGGUGGCCGGCCCCAGAUUUUCCCGACAGGUGGACGAAGACGUGGACCAGGACACCUACGAGUAUGAAGACGAGCUCACAAUUGGUGAUCCUCAGAUAGAGAUUGGAACACUGGCCCCACCUGACUUUAACUACCCUGUGACCGAUGCCCUGUAUGAAGAACAAGAAGAAGAGGAGGAGGAGUUGCCUCUAACCCCUCGGCUCAUCUCUCAGGGCUCAGGGGGGUCCGGGGAUCUCAUGGGCCCAAACACACAGAAAGAGGAGGGGCUGCUUCCAGCGACACCAGAGCCCCCUCAGGAGGGUGCUGGCGGUGUGGAAGAGUCAGGGAGCUCUGGUGAGCCCGAGGAGCCCGAGGAGCCUGUGAUUGACUGGAAAGGUAUGCCCACGUGCCUGCUGUGCACGUGCCUCGGCGGUUCUGUCUACUGCGAUGACUUGAAGCUGGAUAGUGUCCCGCCUCUUCCCAAAGACACCACUCACUUCUACGCCCGCUACAACAGAAUCACCAAGAUCAACAAGUCCGACUUUGCCUUCAUGAAUAAGCUGAAGAGGAUCGACCUGACCGCCAACGAGAUAAAGUCCAUCGACGAGAGGGCCUUCUUGGGUCUGCCCGAGCUGGAGGAGCUGGUGAUUCGAGAGAACCACGUCUCACGGCUGCCCGCCCUCCCGGAGACCAUGAGCCUGAUCGACGCCAGCCACAACGACAUCGGCAGCAAGGGCGUCCACCAAGAGGCGUUCAAGGACAUGACGGGCCUGCUGUACCUGUACCUGACGGACAACCACAUCGAUUACAUCCCCGUGCCUCUACCGGACAGCCUGAGGUCUCUGCACCUACAGCGUAACAACAUUCAAACGAUGCACGGGGACACAUUCUGCAACCUGAAAGAUUUCAACUACAUCAGGAACGCACUGGAGGACAUCCGUCUGGACGGCAACCCCAUCAACCUCAGCAGGACCCCGCAGGCCUACGUGUGCCUGCCCCGCAUACCCAUCGGGGAUCUCUUUUAACCACACCGACCCCCUCGAAUGCAACCACAUGCACACAUGCUUGUACAUAUUGACACACGCAGACCUGCGCGCCAUCCGUCGCUCCUCAAACAAGUCGAUUUUAUUUCAGUUCCAAACGGCCACGCACGCUGCGGACUUAUACCACGCGGAUCAGUUAACAGAUUUAUACUCCGUAAAAAAAAAACAUCCACCAAGUUACGAGUCAGAUUCUGUCGAUGCAUCCAUCUACUUCAAAACGCAUGCACACAUACGGACACACAAACACGUACGCGCAAGAAGUCGCUCAAAAGCCAAAGCGUUUCACAACUUGAUUAAGAGAAAACGGUGGCAUUUUGGAGAAAUCUGUUUAUUAUAUAAAUCCUCAAAUGUCAUGUAUGUGUCCGUGUCUCUUCAUGACUGGCAAAAAAAAUAAAAACAGUAAUAUUGUUUAAAUGUUUGUUUUGUAAAAAAAUAAUAGUAUUAAUAUUAUUGACAAAUCUUAACACUUUUGGAAAUGUAUACUAGCAUAAAGUUAUUGAAGCUGGAGCUUAAUG